AUCCCUGCUCUCUCUCUCUCUCUCUCUCUCUCUCUCUCUCUCUCUCUGAUAUUUACCUGCUUCCUCCCACAGUGUUUGACAUGAAGCCGUUGGAAAGAAGAAGAAGAAGAAUGGGAGCCAUGAGCCGAUGUUCAUUGGUGGUGUUGACGUUACUUGUCGUUUUUCCGGAUGUUUCCGUGUCCUGCCCUCGUCCUUGCGCCUGUUACAUCCCCUCUGAAGUGCACUGCACCUUCCGCUCCCUCACCCUCGUGCCCUCCAGAGUGCCUCGAUCAGUUCGGCGUAUGAAUCUCGGGUUUAACAGCAUUUCUCAACUUGACAAGGACUCCUUAGCUGAGCUGAGGAAUCUGGAGCUUCUGAUGAUGCACGGAAACAACAUCCAUCAAAUCCCCGAUGGUGUUUUUCGAGACUUAAUGUCCUUGCAGGUCCUGAAAAUAAGCUACAAUAAAGUCAAACUGAUCACAAGUCACAGUUUGUCUGGUCUCACGCGCCUUGUAAGGCUGCACCUGGACAACAACCACAUCGAAUUCAUCCAUCCGGAUGCCUUUAGAGGGAUGACAUCACUUCGUCUGCUCCAUCUCGAAGGGAACUAUCUGCAGAAGCUCCAUCAUUCCACCUUCAGCACCUUUUCCUUGUUAAAUCACUUCCCGGUCUCCACAAUCAAACAUCUCUACCUAGCGGACAAUUAUCUGACGUCCCUGCCGAGAGAAAUGCUGAGAAAUAUGCCGCGUCUAGAGAACCUUUUCCUGUACGGAAACCCCUGGACCUGCGACUGUAGGCUGGACUGGCUCCAAGAUUGGAUGGCACACCAUUCAGGUGUGAUGAAAUGCAAGAAAGACAAAGCUCAUGCCAAAGAUAAGCUAUGUCCAGUGUGUGCUUCACCACAGCAUCUGAGCGGAAAACAAAUCUCUGAACCCAAGGAUUUCCAAUGCACAGGACCGGUCAUUAGCAACUCUCCAGGGAAGGAUGUUUCACAUGAGGAACACCUCAGUGAGCUUCUUCCUCUGGAGGAUUUCAAGCCACCUUUAGGAAACAUCACACUGAACCUGUCAGAUGAACAUGGAAACACGGUAGUCUUGACCUGCCAAGUCGUAAAGCCGAGGGAGUCUGCAAAAAUCACAUGGAACUACACCGAGUCUUUACAGAUCAGUGCUAACAUGACUCUCUCUUUGGACCUUGAAUGCCUGAUGGACAGGGAGAAGUAUGCGAGCUUAUGGCGACUGCUUGUGUACUACAGCGAGGUUGCGCUGCACCUGCGCAGGGAGAUUAUGUUAAGUAAAGAGCCUGAACCGAGCUAUAGAUACAGACAGGACAUUGAGAGAGGCACGUACUAUUACACCGGAGUCCGAGCUAAUAUUCUGUCCCGUCCAUCUUGGCUCAUGCAAUCGUACGUGAAUAUAAAGCUCAACAGGCCCUACUCCACGUCCAAGACUGUAAAGCUCAUUUUUACUACUCAGAUGUCUUCUACCACAGAUAGUGAGCAGGCAAGAUGGCAGAAGAGGUCCUGGGUUAUGAUCAAACACAACAAUGCAACCCAGACGACGUUUAGUUCAGUCGUGGGCAGUAUGAUCGAGAUGGAUUGCAGUGUGAUGAGUUCUGGAGGUCCAAGCAUUCAGUGGAUGUUACCUGAUGGCUCUAAGGUUAGGUCAACUUUCAGUAGCCCAAACAACCGGCUAUCAGUGUCUAGCACGGGUAAACUUCUUAUCAAAUCAGUGGAUCAUUCUGAUUCUGGUGUAUAUUUCUGUAUUGCUGAAGUUCUGGGAGAUGUAGAUCUUCUUCCUUUUCGUUUAUCAGUUGUUGAAUCCUCCAGACCCCCCAUAGGCGAUGAGGUCAAGAUUGCUUUCGAUAAAUUAGUAGGGGAAUCUGUUUAUCUGCCUUGCAAUACCACUGCAUCCCCAGAUGCCGAUGUGAACUGGAUCUUUCCAGACGGCAGUAUGAUGAACGCCAAAGCAAACUCAUCUAGAGGUUUUGUCUUCUCCAACGGAACACUCUUCAUACCUCGCUGCAGACCAGAUGAUAAUGGGAAUUACAAAUGUGUGGCUCUGAAUCAACAUGGCGAGGACACUCUUUCUGUAAAGCUCACUGUUAUGACACGGCAAGGAACACAGCCUUUCAGACGGCAUUCCAUGGGGCCUCUGUCUGCAGCAGGUAUGUCUACAAAGGUCAGAGCAAUUUUUGAGGGUACAGAGGAGUCAUCUGGUGAUGAUACAGGCCAGAAGACAAUGCCAUCAAAUAGAGGUUUUAUGAAACAAAGGAGGGGACCACAGUCAAGGUCACGAGCCUAUCCAGUCAGGAAUUUGCAGAGAAAUUUUCCAGGCCAGAGGAAGCCAAUUAAGAAAGGUUUGAACGUACAACAAAGAAAAUAUGCGCUUGGGAACAAGAGAAAAAUAAGUAAAUCCAAUAACAAAAUAGAUCCUCAGAGAUGGGCUGACCUUUUGGCCAAAAUCCGUGAGAAAACAGUUCCAAAUACCAUAACACCUAGCUCUUACCCAAGCAUUCCAGUAGAAAGGGUUCAGACUGUAGAUUCAGAAUCUCUCAAUAACAUAGAGGGAUCUUCUCCAGAUGAUGCGAGCCCAUUGAAGGAAGAGCCAAACGCCAUUAUCAUGUCUCAAACUCAUAAUACACAACCAGUCACAGCUCCUCCACAUACUGAGUACCAGGUGCACCAAAUAACACCUCCUGAAUCAAGCAUUAAGUCAGAUGAACUGACACUGAGACCUGCAGAAACCACAGCUGCACCUAAUUAUGUUACCACUGAGAUAAAUAUCCUGGAGGGGAACCAUGUAAACAGCUUAACUACCAGCACUUCACACAAAGAAGAAAGACAACCAAACCAAUUGGAAAAUAACCCAGCUGUUCCCAAUUCAGAGUUAAAGAAUGAGCUAGGCAUCUCAGUGACGUCUGCUGAUGUUAACGAAUCCUACACAAAGAGUGAAAAAGACAGUGCACAAUGGAUGAUUAGCACUUCAACACAGAGAACCAAAUUCAUUUCAGCUAAUGUUGUAAAGCAAAGAGUUCUGUCCAGGACCCCUUGGAACUCCAGGAGGCGAUUUGGAAACAGGGGACGAAUAAACCGACCGAGACUAAGACCAUCCUUGCCCCUAAUCACUAACAGACCACAGUUAUUUACAGCACCCAAGGCCACUGAAACGCACAACCCAUUAAUCACUACAACCACGUCUGCCACACUAACAGCAGGCACAUCAGCCUGUUCCAUUGCUACAUCUAUUACCUCUUCCCAAUAUCCAAAAUCCUUCACAGUCAAUGAUCGUAAUGGUAAUGAUCAAACGAAUGUCUCGCUGUUAGCUGACAAAAUCAAUCCACUUGCCCACAAAUUAGAGGCGAGUGAAUUUUCCACAAUCCAAAUGACUGAACCAACUCUAAACAUCCCACAAUAUAGUUUACGCCACGCAAUACACAUUACACCACCAGCAGUGACUGUGACCACAUCUCAGAGGAGAGCAAAUAAAGAUACAUCCGAAGAGAGUUGGCAAAACAUACAGACAUUCACUACAGAGAUGAAGAUGAAUUACCACACUGCUUCUACAUCUCAGCCAGAUGCAGAUUAUGAAACUCUCUUAACCACUCAAGGGGAGUUUACAACCAGACUUUCAGCACUAAAACCAUCUCAGAAGUCUGUCACUGACAAUGACGCAACAGACACCAGCCCUCACAUAUCCGAAUCACACCCAGAGGAAAGUCUCAGUAGCUUGCAAAUACUCAACUCUACACAUAAAUCUGUCAAAACUGUGACUGCUCCAGUCAAACCACUUCAAACCCCAGUUGUAUUUCCAUAUGAAGACACAAAAGCAGAAGAUUUACUAAAGACAUCAUUUUCUGAUUCUUCAGUGAAACAAAGUCAAACUGGGUUUCUAACCACAAUGCUUCACACUGUUCCGGAUGAAUACGGUUCUGUUUUUCCCAUUACAACUCCAAGCCCAGAGGUGGGAGAUGGAGAGUUGCAGUUGUCUAACAUAAGCAAACCCCCUGGUAUCACUUCAACAAUGACAUCUACAAUGACACCGGCAACCACGAUUCAAAUAUCAACAAAACCUCUCACAACAACAACAUCAUCAACAACUAUGACACCCUUAAUAAAAACCACAGAGUCUGGUUUUAAUGCUCCAGUUAUAACCACUAAUUUUGGAGAAACAACCUCUUUAAAACCCAGCGUUCUGACAGCAGAUAACAGAAUUCAAUUUUACUCAAGAAAACCUCAAACUAACCACAUUCCUGAACAGAAUCAUGGAAGAACCUUUAAUUAUAAGUACCCCAACCACACACACCCAUUUAUCAUCCGUCAAACAUCAUCAGAUACCAAUUCAUCUGUGGAUAUCAGAGCAGAUUCAGUUGGUACAAUCAGAUCCAGCAUGUCACCUAAAUCGUUUACAACCACUACUCAGAUGACAACUACAAGCCCAACACCAAGUGCAAAGCCUCUUAGCAGAAAUAAGACAGGUGUAGUCUCUACAAACCAGCACCUUGGAAAGAAUGUUCCUCUUCCUCAGCCACCAGGUGUUCCUGUACCGAGAGCAAGGCCCAGAAUCACCACUGCUAAUCUUAGCACAGUCACUGUGAAUGCUGAAACAGAUGUGCAGUUUCCGUGCAAUUCUGUGGGGGAACCUAAACCUUUGGUUACCUGGACCAAAAUCUCUACAGGGGCUAUUAUGUCAGCAAAUACCAGAGUCCAGCGAUUUGAGGUCCAGCCCAGCGGAACCUUGGUAAUCCACAACGUUCAGCUUCAGGAUCGUGGCCAGUAUGUCUGCACUGCUCGGACUCAACAUGGUGUCGACAGGAUGGUGGUUACCUUGAUGGUUCUGGCACAAAUUCCAAAAAUCCUGCUUCCACAGCAGCAUGACAUAACUGUGUACUUGGGAGACCGCGUCAACCUUGAGUGUCAAGCACAAGGUCUUCCCCGUCCUCAGAUAAGCUGGGUGCUUCCCAACCAGACUGUGGUGCAAGCAGUCAGCACUAGUGAGCAGAGGCUAAUGCUUUUUAGCAAUGGUACACUUCAUAUGAAGCAGACUAGCUAUCCAGACAGUGGAAUUUAUAAGUGCAUUGCCAAUAAUGUGGCAGGAGCUGCAACAAUAUCGAUUCGGCUCCACGUUACAGCACUUCCACCCAUGAUCCUGCAACGGCGACAGGAAAACCACACCGUUUCUGAGGGUCAGACCAUGUACAUCCACUGCAGUGCUAAAGGAGCCCCAUAUCCAGUGAUUCGGUGGAUCACCUUCAGUGGCAUGCAAAUCCGCCCUUCUCAGUUCGUCAAUGGAAAUCUGUUCGUCUUUCCCAAUGGGACGCUAUACAUUCGCAACCCAACAGAAAAAGACUCCGGUACCUACGAGUGUGUUGCUGUGAACAUCGUGGGCGUAGCCAAGAGGAUUGUGAGAGUGUUGGUGAAGAGGACUUCCUCUACAGCCAAAAUUACCUUCACAUCACCCCUAAGUACUGAUGUCAGUUAUGGUGGUUAUCUAAGGUUAGACUGCAGUGCUUCAGGAAACCCUGAGCCGAAAAUCAUCUGGAGAACUCCGGCAAAAAAACUAAUUGAUGCACAUUUCAGCUUGGAUCACAGAAUGAAAGUCUUCAGCAAUGGCACUCUGACCAUUGAAUCAGUAACAGACAAGGACCACGGAGACUAUCUGUGUUUGGCCAGAAAUAAAAUCGGAAAUGAUUUUGUUCUCCUGAAAGUGACUGUCAUGAUGAAAGCAGCCAAAAUAGAGCAGAAACAUUUAAAUACCCACAAGGUUCUUUAUGGAGGAGAUUUAAAGGUGGACUGUAUUGCAUCGGGCCUCCCGAACCCUGAGAUCAAGUGGAGUCUUCCAGAUGGCACCAUGAUUAAUAGCAUCAUGCAAUCAGAUCACUACAGAGUGCGCACAAGGAGGUAUGUUGUAUUUGAUAAUGGUACCCUGUAUUUCAAUGACGUGGGUAUGAAGGAGGAGGGAGACUACACAUGCUAUGCUGAGAAUCAGAUUGGCAAAGAUGAAAUGAAAAUAUAUAUCAGAGUAGUGGCAGCUGCACCAAAUAUACACAACAACACUUUUGAGGUGAUCAGAUUGUCACAUGGGGAAACAGCAUCGCUUGUUUGCAGGGCAAAAGGACAGCCUUCACCAAUAAUAACAUGGCUUUCCCCAAACAACCACAUCAUAACCCUGCCAGCAUCAGAUAAGUACCAGCUUACCACUGAUGGGACUUUGCAAAUCCAUAAGGUACAACGGUUGGACAGUGGAAACUACACUUGCUUAGCCAAAAAUACAGCAGGUACGGACAAGAAGGUGGUCAGUGUAGAAGUUGUGACUUCAGCGCCCAUCAUUAAUGGAAUAAAAAGUCCCAUAACCAGAGCAGAGGAGACCGCUGAGAAGGACCAGCAGGUUCUGCUGCACUGCAAAGCUGAAGGAACACCACAUCCCCAAGUUAUGUGGAUAAUGCCAGAGAACGUUGUGCUUCCGACUCCUUACUACGGCAGCAGGAUCAUGGUCCAUCGCAAUGGUACGCUCGACAUUCGCAACGUACGCAAGAGUGACUCUGUCGAGCUGCUCUGCAUAGCUCGCAAUGAAGCAGGCGAGGCCAGACUGCAGGUACAGCUUCAUGUUACAGAGCAUGUUGAGAAACCAAAGCUGAAAAGCUUGGCCACAGAGACUGUCCAAAUCACCAGUGGAGUCUCUGUGAUCCUUAACUGCUCCAUGCAGGGAAACCCCCAACCUGAGAUCACCUGGUUCCUUCCCAACGGAACAACCAUUACGAGUGGAACUAGCAUUUUCCGUUUCAACCAUCUCCCUGAUGGAGCUUUGAUCAUUAGAGAACCUUCUGUUUCAGAGACAGGGAUUUACCAAUGCGUGGGGCGUAACAGUGCAGGUUCUGUGGAACGGACAGUGAGUCUAGAGUCCAGCCAGAAGCCUGUCAUUACCAGCAAGUACAGCUCAUUGGUAAGCAUUAUCAAUGGUGAAAACCUUCAGUUGAACUGUCUGUCAAGUGGUAACCCAAUACCCAAGCUUACCUGGACUCUACCAAGUGGAGAAAUCCUCACUAGGCCGCAGAGAAUGGGACGAUACGUCAUUUUUGACAAUGGUACCUUAACAGUCGAACAUGCCUCAGUCUAUGAUAGGGGAACUUACCUUUGUAAUUCUGCCAAUGAACACGGGUCCUCAUCCAUGUCAGUUGCAGUGAUUGUGAUUGCUUAUCCACCACGCAUCACCACUGGACCCUCAGCGGUCACUUAUGGGAGACCAGGACUUGCAAUCAAGCUUGACUGCAUGGCAAUUGGUAUCCCAAAGCCGGAGGUACUCUGGGAAAUGCCUGAUAAAAUCCAGCUCAAAUCAGGCCCUCAUCCACGACUUUAUGGCAAUAGGUACAUCCAUCCACAAGGCUCUCUGGUCAUCCAGAACCCAUCAAGCAGAGACAGUGGUUUCUAUAAGUGCACUGCCAAAAAUGUGGUUGGCAGUGAUAGCAAAGCAACCUAUGUAUAUGUAUUCUGAUACAAAAUAUUAUAUAAAUACCUACACACCUUAAAGAACUGCAGUGCAGAGAAUACUGAUAAUAACUAGUGAGUUAUUUUGUAGAUACAGGAUAUGCUGGUUUAAUUUUUAUUUCUGCUGGUAAAUACUCUCUUGUAAAUACAGCAUUAAAGCUAAUUAACUGAAAUCAACAUGAUUGUCAUCACAAACUAAAUUAUAUGAGCAGAUAUGAUACAGAAACUGGUGAACUGCUUUCUUGAUGCUGGGAGGAAAUUCAUGCUGUUUGGUUUGGAUCCAUACUUCUCCAUGUGGGCUCCAGGGUCUCACGGGUAUCUGUGAUGCAACGCGAUGGAGUCUGCAGCGUUCUCAUUUUGUUGCAGUGGUGGAAACCACAAAUA
Molecule: messenger RNA, 7846 nt
Organism: Ictalurus furcatus (blue catfish)
Lineage: Eukaryota; Metazoa; Chordata; Actinopteri; Siluriformes; Ictaluridae
Product: matrix-remodeling-associated protein 5-like
Exons: 6
Coding region: 81-7469 (2462 amino acids)
Cellular component (GO): extracellular region
Molecular function (GO): protein binding
Source: RefSeq, a predicted model, not a curated record